ACAUGCAAGUCCCUUCAUUGAAGAGAACGGAAAUAGUCGGGACAGUAACUUAUUUCUUUUGAAUGUUUUGUAUAUAUGUCUUAUGGCAAAGUGCUUAGUGUAUUUCGAACCGUUUUUCCUGUUUCUAGUAUGUCUUGGAGUGUGUUUGUGCCAGUGCAAAGAUAUCCGACAUUCCUCGGAUGACGACCUCUUGUUACCCUACACCAAAUCCCACGGUCCGUCUCAUUCCCACCGCUACGUGAGGGACUGCCAGCCUGUCGCCCACGGCACUGUAACCCAUGAAACCCAGGCAGCAAGCAAACACUCCAACUCCCCAGUGUUGGAGUCGAAUAUAUUCAUCUCGGACAUCACAGACGACUCUGGCACUCAUAGAUGGGUGAGCGGGCACAUAACAAAGGUGCACGACCCACUAAGAUCAGUGUCUGUUCUUGAACCAGGAGGCCCUGGAGGGUGCGGGCGCAACCACAGAGAGCUGGUUGAGGUCACUGCCAAAACUAGAAAGUGUCUGGUUGCCCAGAACGGAGGUUACUUUGACACUCACUCCGGACAGUGUUUAGGAAAUAUCAUAAGUGAUGGAAAACUGGUGAGGAACAGCGGAGGAAUUCAAAAUGCUCAGUUUGGCAUUAGAAAAAAUGGGACACUGGUGUUUGGUUACCUGUCAGGCGACGAUAUUAUGGAUCAGGAAAACCCCUUCGUGCAGUUAAUCAGUGGUGUGGUGUGGCUGCUGAGAAAUGGUGAGAUCUACAUCAAUGAAAGCAUCCAGGCAGAAUGUGACAAAACACAGGAGACCGGACAUUUUAGGCACUUUGUGGAUGUGAUAUCUGCCCGUACGGCAGUCGGUCAUGACAAGGAGGGAAAUCUGAUCCUCUUCCACGUCGAUGGUCAGACGGAUGUAAGAGGGAUGAACCUCUGGCAGGUGGCAAAGUUCCUAAAGGAGCAGAAUGUCAUUAACGCUAUUAAUCUGGAUGGAGGUGGAUCAGCUACUUAUGUCCUCAACGGAUCCCUGGCCAGCUACCCUUCAGACCACUGCAACCCUUCAAAGUGGCGCUGCCCGCGGGCCGUAUCCACUGUGCUGUGUAUUCACGAGAGGCUGUGCCAGCCGGAGGACUGCAGUGGGCAUGGGCGAUGUGUGGAGGGCCAGUGUGUGUGUCAGCAUGGCUGGAGCAGGCCCGGAUGUGCCAAUCUUACAUGCCAGGCUGAAUGUGGAGAGCACGGGAUCUGCACUGAGAACGGUUGUGUUUGCGAUGCUGGAUGGAUGGGUUUAAACUGCAGCCAAGUAUGCGCGGCAGGUUUGUAUGGCGAUGGCUGCAAUCAGACAUGCACAUGCGCAAAUAGAGGCUCAUGUGAUCCUGUCCACGGCUGGUGCACCUGUCUUGCUGGCUUCCAUGGGGAUUCCUGUGAGCAGGAAUGCCCCAUUGGUUUCUAUGGGCUGAAUUGUAAGCAGCUUUGCCAGUGCCAGGACAUGUGCCCAUGUGAUGCCGCCACUGGAAGCUGCAACACCACAUACCAGGGAGAGAGAAACAUCAGCCUUCACAGAGCUGGUCACUGCUUGGCUACCCAGAUGUGGAGGGAAUGGAGACAUGAGGAGGAAGCUCAGGCUCCCAGACCCUAUUUAUCAGAACAAAGCUGGCUGGUUGUCUGCUCAAUCCUGGCAACGUCGCUGCUGGCCAGCCUCACUGGUAACCUUAUCCAGACGUGCAGAAAAUGCAAAGUGCGCAGGCAGAGGGCGGACUACUCCUACUUGCCGCUAGGAGAGAUCAACGGGGCCACAGAGCAGGAGAUGAAGUCUGGGAAAGUUCUGUUUCAGAAAGAGGACUCGGAUUCGCAAGACUCUUCAUAAUGUGUUUGGAAAUGCAUGCAUGAGCGCGGGUUCAUGCAAGUGUGCCAUCCAGCAGAGCAGAGCAGCACAAGCUCUCAUUAGUCUGGGGUUUGUUUGCUCAUGCUGGGAAUCUGUGAGCUUUUGGAAAGGCGUAGGAUCGGGGUGUCCAAGUGGACAAUGAGAUGGGCGUUAGUGUCCAAACAGCUGUCUGCGCGCUCACAUUCACCCCUGCUGAGCCUGGAGACUCCAGCCAACUCUGCUCAUAACAUGCCAAGUGCCCUGAUUGUGCAGUUCGACUGCAUUUUGGACACUUUUGAAUGAACUGCUAGCGAUGCAAGAACCAGUUUUUCAUGUGUGUGUAAAAUAGUAUUUCAUUGGCCUCAAUGAAGCCUUUCAUUUUGGUCUUGAGGCGAGAAGAGAUCCAGGAAGAAAAAUAAAGAGCAAUAUCACCACAAAGCCUUUUUUGUUGAGAUAACGACAGUUGUUCCACCUGUUUCCAUAGGAAUAGACUGCUUUUGAACUAUGAACUUUUUUAUUUUGGCACAAUCCUUCCUGCAGGAACUUGCUGAACUGCUAUUAUUGAAUGUUUUUUUUUUUUGCUCUGCAGAGGUCAUUCAGUUCAUUUUGAUUGCACCGUCAGCCUUUUUGUUUCUAUAAACUGCCAGCCUUAUCAGGGUUUUGUUGUGUGUGUCGUCUUUAAACGUGCCACAGAAACAUGCUAUAAAAAAAAAAAAUGGCCUGGAUUGUUUUCACGCUCUCUUGGAAAGCAAGAACGCACAGAGUUGCUUUGUUCUAAAGCAAUAAAUCCAGGCUUUAAGAGGACGUUUGUCAGCUUCUGUUUUAGCUCUAAACUGUGAGACAAAUGUUAUGGAAGAGGAACAUUUACUCGGGUUAGUAGUUCCUGUGCUGUUUCCUGUUUACCGUUAAAUAGAUUUAGACUUCACUUUAUUUAAAGGGGUGGUCCAGAGUGUAUAUUUAAGGCUUGGUUGUGUUUAUAAGAUGCAAAAGCAAUGUGUGCUCAUGCUUCACUUGUAGAAAAAUCGCGUUAUUUUUUCCACAUCUCUUAUUUUGAUUAUAUACAGCUACUCCGCUAACAUGAAAACGACUGUCAUAUUUCCUCUGAAAAGUCCGCCCUCAAGAGGCUCUGAUUGGUCAGCUAACAUAAUGUGCUGUGAUUCGCGGAUUGGCUCUACAUCAUGAGGAAAUGCGUCAUGCACUUACAAGCACACACUUUUGCGAUGUGUAAACACUCAGAGUAGCUGUUAGCCGUAUCAGUUUGAGCCUGAAUCAGACAGAAAAUGACUCCGAGGACACAGCUGAACCUCAGGCCUGCUCUCUAAAAUAAAAUCUGACAAGUGUCUUUCACAUAUAUUCGGGUUAUAAGCAUGUGUAAGUAAUAUGAAACAUUCACAUAUCUUUUGUGAGUUAGUUAUUUGAGAUGUAGAACGCACGGAAAGUGGCCGCAUAGAGAGAAACUGCAGCGCUGAUGAAGAUUGUGUGCGUUUACAUCGGUUUGACGAAUAAAUCUUAAUUUGUAGCUAAAUUGUUAACGAUGUCAAACAGCAUUUGCCUUUGUUUACAUCCUUUUUUACGUCCUCGCUACAACAUACCGUUAACGCUAGAAACUGAUGCAAAAAAUAGAUCAAUUUUAACACAUAAAAAUACUUACAGGUUGUGGCUCACAAUCAACAGCUAUUGUAGUCUAUUAUGGUUGGAGUUUUUAGCCGAAUCCAGCACUGAACUGUCCUUUGUCAAAUAUUAGAGCAUUUAAUUCAAAGUCAAAUAUUCAUUCAUUUUCUUUUCGGCUUAGUCCUUUUAUUAAUCUGGGGUCGCCACAGCGGUAUGAACUGCCAACUUAUCUAGCAUGUGUUUUACACAGCGGAUCCAGCUGCAACCCAUCACUGGGAAACAUCCAUACACACUCAUUCACACACAUAAACAACGGACAAUUUAGCCUACCCAAUUCACCUAUACCGCAUGUCUUUGGACUUGUGGGGGAAACCCACGCAAACACUGGGAGAACAUGCCAACUCCACACAGAAAGGCCAACUGACCAAGCUGAGGCUCGAACCAGCCACCUUCUUGCUGUGAGGCGAAUGUGCUACCCACUGCGCCACCGUGCAGCCAUUAGAGCGAUAUAUUUUUUAUAAUUUUCUGCAACAUAAUUAAAAUGGAAUUAAGCAAUUCUGUCUUUGUGUCGUGUCCUUUGGAAGCCCAAAUAAAGAAACAAAACAAGCUCUGUGGAGAUAGCAGCGUUUGGACAGCAUUUUAGCUUUCUCUGCUACAACAUUACAGCGCCUCUGGCCAUGCCCCUUCGCUGCGCAGGGUGUAUGCGCAUAAUCUGAAGCAUUUGUGAUCUCAUUUAACCUGAUUUUUUUGUAGUCCCCAAAUUCGUUCGCUGUAGGCUUUGCUCCGCUAACUCUGUAAAAACCAAUGUCUCCCUUUGCAUUGAACUUUGAGUGCAUUACAUUCAGAGAUGUUGUUUAUGUUCACACAUCUACAUUACACAUGAACUAAAGUAUGAUGUCAUAGUGGACCACCCCUUUAGGAGUUUACCCACAGGGACUAGGGGAAAGAAGAGUUUUAUUAAAAUAGUCAAAACAUUCAUGGUCAUAUUACACCCUGGAUCAAAUUUAAAUUAUGACUAUUAUGAACCAUUAACAUUUGUUCAUUUACAUUUAGUCAUUUAGCAGACGCUUUUAUCCAAAGCGACUUACAAAUGAGGACAAGGAAGCAAUUUACACAACUAUAAGAGCAACAGUGAACAAGUGCUGUAGGCAAGUUUCAGGUGUGUAAAGUCGAAGAAGCAAAGCAUUAGUAAUGUGUUUUUUUUUUUUUUUUUGAGAGAGAGAGAGUACAGUUAGUGGUAUAGCUGGAGAGGCAAUUGCAGAUUAGGAAGGAAACUGGAGACUAAAUAAUUGAGUUUUUAGUCGUUUCUUGAAGACAAGUGACAGUGUUCAGAUCCUCAUAUCAUUUUAAUUACUGUUCAGCACAUUUUCUCUGCUCAGUUUUUAUGGAACAAAACCAAUCAGCAGACAAACAAUAAAUAUAAACUAAAUAGUAAUGAGUAUACACUACUGCUCAACAGUUUGGGGUCAGUAGGAUUUUUAAAUGUUUUGAAAUAAGCUUCUCCUGCUCACAGAAAUACAGUACAAAUUGUGAAAUGUUGAACUACAAAAUUACUGUUUAAAUGUAGUUUAUCAUUUAAUUUAAUCAUUUAUUCCAGUGAUUAUAAAGAUGAAUUUUCAGCUUCAUUACUCCAGUCUUCAGAGUCGCAUAAUCCUUUAGAAAUCACUCUAUUAUUAUUAUUAUUAUUAUUUUUAUUAUUAUUAAUUCGUUUUCUUUUCGGCUUAGUCCCUUUAUUAAUCCAGGGUCGCCACAGCGGAAUGAACCGCCAACUUAUCCAGCAUAUGUUUUACGCAGCAGAUGCCCUUCCAGCCACAACCCUUCUCUGGGAAUUAUUAUUAUUAUUAUUAUUAUUAUUAUUAUUAUUAAUGGUCAUAGUAAUAAAAGCAAAAAUGACUGGAGUAAUCAUUUAAUUAGAAACUAUAUACAAAAGGAAAGCAGUUAUUUAAAAUUGUAAUAUUUAACAAUCUAACUUUUUUACCUUUAGUAAAUGCCGACUUGAUUAACAGAAUAAUUUUGAAAAACUUUUCAUGAAUAAAAAUAACAAUAAUUUCAUGAAAAAAAACUGACCCCAAACCUUUGAGCGGUAGCAUACUUACAGUGAUUUAAGGGGACAGAUCAUCCAAAAUUAAAACUGUUAUCAUUUACUCACCCUCCACUGCUAAAACAGAAAAGAUCUUUUGAUGCACGUUUACAACAUUCUCCAGAAUAUCUUCAAAAGAGUCUGAUUUGGAAUCACUUGAUGGUGGGUAAAUUUGGUUGAAGAUUAAUAGAUUCAUAUCAUAAAUUUACUUAUGCCAUAAAAUACAAUAAUAAUAUAGUCUUAUGAAUUAUUUAAAUCGCCUAUACAUAAUACUUUCUCCCCCCUUUUUUUGGUUGAUAUUUUAAGGUGCAGUGUUACCUUUCACAUGCAUCUUUUCCCCCAGACUGUCGUGUGAUUAUUUAUCAAGCUUACUAUCUUUGCAUAGAAUGAAAGAUGUUUGUCUGCAGCGUGACACAUUUGACUGUUUAUUAACUUCCAUGUGGCUCGCUGCCUGCAUGCUUUGCAUAUAAUCUCCACUGUGAUCGACCUCUAUGCUGAUCUCCUUGUAAGUGUAAACCAGACGGGGACAAAGACAUCCAGGUUUUUGAUGUAGUUUUUGAUUUCAAUCUAAUCAGGCAAGCAGAUGCUGCACAAGAUAGAGAGGGUACUUGUUCGGUCAUGAUGCUAAUCAGAGCAUCCGAGGCUGUUGAUUUCACUAUUUUCCAAAAGAAAUCGCCAUUGUAAGAACCAGCAUAAUGAAACAUUUCAGUAUUCCUGCAGUUUUGUAUUCAUUUGAAGAUGCCACCGAGGAUUUGAUUGUUAUUCGACGUUAUUUUGUUAUUAAUCUAUCUUAUUCAGAGCAUCUGAUUGCUAUCAGUGCACUGAAAAGAAAUGAUUCGUUGGAUUUGCAAAAACAUUUACAAUUUAUAUGGACUGAAUUUAAACAAAUUAAGUUGAAUAUUCCUAAAUUUAACUUGUGUGUUAAAAUUCAGCCUAUAUAAAUUGUUUGCAACUACUUACCUUAAAAACAUUAAGCAAAUCCAAUGAAGCAUUUUUGACAUUGAGGUUAGUUACAGUCUAAUAUACAUGCCUGACCUGCUAACCAGAGCGUCUCUUUUGUCCUCAUAAAUAAAGGCUAGGAUGUUUACAUUGACCCGUUUAUGUUCCUGUGAUUGAUAACCUUGUAAAUCUAUUGUAAUGAACAUGCAACGCUAAAUUAUUAUGCGAUUUUUCUGUCUCUAUAAAUAUUUUUAUAUUGCGUACACAUUUGUGCACAAAAAGGCUAGCUUUGCAACACUGAGCACCCUGCCAAAAUAUUAUCUAAAAUCCAAAUUUCUAUCUUCACCCGCUUAAUCAGUUGAUGGAGUGAGCUUUGAAGAGCUUUUUCAGCUUGUAAAAAGAUUGUACCUGUUUUGUACUUCUCACGCUGCUAAUAUUCUGAUAUAUGUUUGGAGAAUAGAGAAUUCAUCAGGUCAUUAUGUGGCUCAAAUUGUUGUUGUUACACAGACUGUAAAUGAAAGUCGGUUCUUCCAGGGAAAAGUAAAAGCCUGUUGUUCCUGGUGUCAACGAGAAAAUGUGUGUCACAGAAAAGUAUGACUGAUAUGAUGGUACAUAAAGAUGAUGAGGAUUAAACACUGUUUGAUUAUGUUUGAAAGUGUUACACAGAAUUCUUAUUUAUUUUGUUUCAAGAUGUUAAAUUGUUGAUUUGUCAGCCAUGUUGAAAUGCCAUGUCAGCCUGCAGUAUUUGUAAAACUUGUUGAAAUAUGUUCCCAUUCUAUCUGAAUUUAACAGAACCUUUAUCUUUUUAAAGGUUGUUAGAUAGGUUAAAAAAAAAAUAAAAAUCACAUCACCUUUAACAAACAGCUAAAAUGCAAAUAAAGUGUUUACAUUGCUAUUAAAUCA
Messenger RNA from Danio aesculapii, 7370 nucleotides. RefSeq names its product N-acetylglucosamine-1-phosphodiester alpha-N-acetylglucosaminidase (gene nagpa). Lineage: Eukaryota; Metazoa; Chordata; Actinopteri; Cypriniformes; Danionidae. The record is from RefSeq and is a predicted model, not a curated record. The coding region runs from base 83 to 1840 and encodes 585 amino acids. The transcript is spliced from 11 exons.